CUAACACGGCUACAGUUCUGUUCUGCUCUGCUGCGUGACAUAGGACACGGUGUUUCAGAACUGACUUGAAGCACCCCACAGCAGUGUCUGGGGACAUCCGAGGCAGGAGGUUGAAAUGACACGUGGGUUCUGUGGUGUGGCUACUUAGGUGUGCUGGGUACUUUGAGGAUGGGGCCCAGUAUUGACACUCAGGGUUGGUAGGGCCUAGGGGCGGAGUUCAUGCCAGGUCAUCGUGUUUUGGUGCAGGUUGGCGUUCGCGGACGGGACAUUGUUGUUCUUGGGGUGGAGAAGAAAUCUGUGGCCAAACUGCAGGAUGAGAGGACCGUGCGGAAGAUAUGCGCUCUGGAUGACAACGUCUGCAUGGCCUUCGCAGGCCUCACUGCUGACGCGAGGAUCGUCAUCAACAGAGCCCGGGUGGAGUGCCAGAGCCACCGGCUGACCGUGGAGGACCCAGUCACUGUGGAGUACAUCACCCGCUACAUCGCCAGCCUGAAGCAGCGAUACACGCAGAGCAACGGGCGCAGGCCCUUCGGCAUCUCUGCCCUCAUCGUGGGUUUCGACUUUGACGGCACACCCAGACUAUACCAGACUGACCCCUCAGGCACCUACCAUGCCUGGAAGGCCAAUGCCAUAGGCCGUGGGGCCAAGUCCGUGCGGGAGUUCCUGGAGAAGAACUACACUGACGAGGCCAUUGAGACGGACGACCUGGCCAUUAAGCUGGUCAUCAAGGCCCUGCUGGAGGUGGUCCAGUCAGGUGGCAAAAACAUUGAGCUUGCAGUGAUGCGGCGGGACCAGCCUCUCAAGAUUUUAAGUCCUGAAGAAAUUGAGAAGUACGUUGCUGAAAUUGAGAAGGAGAAAGAGGAGAAUGAGAAGAAGAAGCAGAAGAAGGCUUCGUGACUGCCCUGCCGGCAGUGCAGGCCGUGCCAGCCGCCCAGCAAUAAAGCUUUAUAACCUUUUUAAA
Molecule: messenger RNA, 961 nt
Organism: Echinops telfairi (small Madagascar hedgehog)
Lineage: Eukaryota; Metazoa; Chordata; Mammalia; Afrosoricida; Tenrecidae
Gene: PSMA7
Product: proteasome 20S subunit alpha 7
Exons: 6
Coding region: 220-897 (225 amino acids)
Cellular component (GO): nucleus; proteasome core complex, alpha-subunit complex; proteasome core complex
Source: RefSeq, a predicted model, not a curated record